GCCAACGGCUUGUGCUGAUACCGAUUAUGGAUUUGUGGUCCGCCCCAGAGGAGGCAGAGGUCCCGCUGCCUCUGUGGCCAUGCGACUCAGUGUCAAGUACGGAAACACAUCCGUCAUGGUCCUGGAGGAAGAGGGGGAGAACGAGGAUGGUAUGGUGGGUAGAUCGAGAACAGGAACGAAGAAAGAAAAUCAGACUUCUUUGCGAGGCGUCCUGAUGAAGAAGAGUGCCAGCCUGCUGAGUCCUCAGGCCUGGUGGCCUCCCAGGUCGCGUCGCACCAGGUCUACAAAAGACGAACAAGAGAACUCAGUCAUGGAAACGCCUCCUUGCGACGUGGGGCCACAACGAAGGUGGCGCAGUUUGGGAGCUCUGAUGAGGAUCCCAUCGGCAUCCCUCCCACAGUCCCAUCAUCAGUAUCCACAGCAAGAUCAGGCUGUCUCUUCCUCCACACGUGCUCAGUCCUUUUAUCUCCUGGACGACUUUCUGCGGCCUCAACAAAACUGCAGCGGCAAGCCACAGCAGCAACAACAGCGCUACCUGCCAGAGUUCCGAGAGGCGAGGCUUAUCUUCAAUGGUAACUGCAAUGCCAACAAGACUUGUCGUGAGACUCAUCAGCAGUACAGCGGUGGGGCUAACACCAGUUCCUCAGACUCGCUGGAACUGUCGUCUCCAGUUCCGCCUCCAGUUCCUCCUCCGCCGCCGCCCUUGAGAUUGCUCGGAUACCGCGACUGUGGCUGCAGGCAGUGUCGGCGAGACAGACAACUUCUUGCGCCCGCAGUGUCGGAGGACCGACUCCAUCGCUUCGACACGAGUCCGGGGGCGCUGCAUCACAAGGACGCGCUUGCCAGCGGCAGAGUACGGCAGCCAAGACGUCACAAGCCAAAACGCAGCUGA
This is a messenger RNA of Zootermopsis nevadensis, 892 nucleotides long. Lineage: Eukaryota; Metazoa; Arthropoda; Insecta; Blattodea; Termopsidae. The record is from RefSeq and is a predicted model, not a curated record.